Molecule: messenger RNA, 3319 nt
Organism: Perca fluviatilis (European perch)
Lineage: Eukaryota; Metazoa; Chordata; Actinopteri; Perciformes; Percidae
Product: SUN domain-containing protein 1-like
Exons: 21
Coding region: 46-3054 (1002 amino acids)
Biological process (GO): nuclear envelope organization
Cellular component (GO): meiotic nuclear membrane microtubule tethering complex; nuclear envelope
Molecular function (GO): protein-membrane adaptor activity
Source: RefSeq, a predicted model, not a curated record
AGUGUAAAAUAUACUUGAGAGUCUCUCCCUUCACUCGCGCGCUUUAUGCUAAUCACCUCCAGUCACUCUGCGCCGCGCGCACAAGCCGUUUGGAGAGCUGAGAGCGCGCCGCGGCCGCGCGCGCCAGCAGCAGUUUCCAGCGGAGCUCGCGUGAACCCUCCUGCUCUGUCCGUUGGUUGGUUCUCUCUCUCCGGCUCCGGUUCUCCUCGCGCUCCUUCUCCGGACACAAACUCUCCGCUCGCGCUCGGUCCGAUCGGUUCUCCUCGCGCUCUUUUCUCCAGCUCCCGCUUCUCUACGUUAGGUUCUGUCUCCCGAACCGUUACGUUGGACCCCCCCCAAAACAUGGGUUGCACUGUCCCGGUUCUGCUGUCAGUCAUCUGGGUUGGACUUACGGCGGGAGUACCGGACGGACCGGACGUCCAAGUGAUCGAUGUGCUGAGUCUCCAGGACUCCAAGCAGAGCGUGGCGGCGUUGGAGAAGCUGUCGGCCGGUCUGAGCGCGCUCAGUGACGUCUACGUGGUGUCCACUUUUCGGCUGCCGGCAAAGCUUGGCGGCGUCCUGCUGGGCGUCUACAGCAAACAGGACAACAGGAAGUACCUGGAGGUGGCCGUCAUGGGGAAGAUCAACAAAGGUGACUCCACAGCUGCCUAUCUCCACCAGACUCCAUUAGCUAUCGCCAGCUCCAAAAAAAGCACCAUGGUAGCCGAUCAGAGCACUGUGCUGGCAGACUGCACUCUGAUUGGUUCAGACGGGCGCUGUCCCAAACACGUCGCCCAGACGAUCAGCAGGGUUUACUGCAAAGACUGCGAGCUCUUAGACAGGACGCACGUCUCCUCCUCUAAAUACUCUGAGCCGGAAACUCCCACCGUCUACUGCCGAGACCGCAUCCGCAAGAGCAAGACAGCAGGUGUGCUGGCGUCCCUGUGGUGCUGUGUGCUUUCUCUGCUCUCUCGUCACCUGAAGCUGCAGAAACGCUUCUACCUGACAGCUCGGUCCGGUCUCUGCGGAGUCAUGAACGUGAGGGAGGCCCUCGCCGGUCAGAAGGAGCUUCAUCCCAACGGAUCUCUGUGUGACGCCUGUCAGGAGAAACGGCGCUCGGAGCCGGAUAUCGUCUCGUCUUCCUCUUCAGCAUCCUUACCGUCCUCUGGGACUUCCUGUUUGUUGUGGCUGAUGUGGAGCGCUGCGGUGUUUACAGCUUCGCGUCUCUCGCGGCUGCUUCACGUUGCAGCUUCAGCAGUUUGGCGUCUGACCCAGAAAGUGUUUUCAGCCUCGGGGAGCGCCGGACGCUCUGCAGGUAAGAAGGCAGGUGAUGUGUUCAGGCGACUCAACAGACGAUGGCAUCACAAGACAACCGGCUUGACUCGGUUUCCCCUCAGACUCCUCCUGGUCCUCCUCCCUCUGCUGCUGCUCUUCAGCUCUUGUGUUCGUCUGCUCUUCAAUCGUCUGGUGGAUCUGAUCAACCUCGAUCGAUCGGAGGCCGCUCUACAGUCCUCCUCCAGUGGCAGCAGAAGAGGUACGAACGCCAGGGUGUUAGUCAAGACUAGGGUCAACAUGUCUGCUGUGAAGAAGGUCCAUAGGGACAUAACACGUAUUAACCGUUGCACCGGGCGGCAGGGCGGGAGGCGUGCGGGGCUGAAGCCUUGGUGGCGCUGCCGUCCGCUUGGGCGGCGCUGGGCGGAGCGCGGGGCGGGCGGGGGGGCCGGGAGGCCGGGGGGAGCAAGCAUGCGAGCGCUGUCCCCACCUGAGUACAAGAGAUCUCACCAGAGCGAACAGCCGGUGUCUUGCCACCAAUCAAUCAGCGACGCUAGCUCGCAGCAACAGCUGGAGCAUCUGCAGAGACGAUUGGACGAGGAGAGACAGCAGACAGAGCAGUCCCGGCAGCAGGACGCGUUGCAGCAGCAGAGUCAAACAGCUCGUCUGGAUCAGCUGGAGCUGCAGCUGCAGAAACUGGCCGCCAGGACCGAGGAGAUGCAGCAGAGACAAGAAGCUGCUACGACAGUCUCACCUUUACCAACAACUUUUCCAGCUGCGAUCAGUGGUGGAGUGGAGCGCCAGUCCCAUGAUGCCUUGCUGGCGGAGGUUGCACGGUUGAAGGCGGCGCUGGAGAAGGUCAGGCGGGACGUUGGCGGUCUGUCUGGGUGUCGAGACGGCUGCAGAGGACUCGACACGAUCCACCACACGAUUUCAGAGCAGGUCUCUGCUCAAGUGCGUGAGGAAGUUCGCGUUCUGGUCUACGGCAACCAGCUGACGGCAGCUGGCGGGACGUCCCGAGACGACGCCGGGGGCCUCCAGGAGUCGCUGCUGCAGUGGUUGUCGCGGCGCUGCGUCAGCGAGGCGGACCUGCAGGUGGCGCUGUCCUCUCUGGAGCGCAGCGUCCUGCAGAACAUCAGCCUGCAGCUGAAGAAGAACCGCGCCGAAGGAACGGGAGGGCAGCCCGUCCUGCACGCUGCUGCUGGGGACGCUGUGACCCGGGAGGACGUCCAGGUGAUGGUGAAGAACGCUCUGCGUCUGUUUUCUCAGGACCGAACCGGCAUGGCGGACUACGCUCUGGAGUCUGGAGGGGGCAGCGUGCUGAGCACUCGCUGCUCGGAGACAUUUGAGACGAAGGCCGCUCUGCUCAGUCUUUUCGGACUUCCUCUCUGGUAUUUCUCUCAGUCUCCUCGCGCUGUGAUCCAGCCCGACGUCCAUCCGGGGAACUGCUGGGCCUUCAGAGGCUCUACGGGCUUCCUGGUGAUCCGCCUCUCCAUGAAGAUCCUCCCCACAGCCUUCUCCCUGGAACACAUCCCCAAAAUCCUGGCUCCCAGCGGGGCUCUGCACAGCGCGCCCCGGGACUUCAGCGUCUACGGUCUGGACGAUGACAGUCAGGAGAAAGGGAAGCUGCUGGGCUCCUUCACGUACGAAGAGGACGGAGAAGCUCUUCAGACGUACGCCGUCACCGAGGAGAACGACCGAGCCUUCCAGAUCAUCGAGGUUCAGGUGUUGUCCAACUGGGGCCACCAGGAGUACACCUGCAUGUACCGCUUCAGAGUGCACGGGACGCCCCGAGACACCUGAAGACAUCGAGUGUUUUCCAACCCAAACCGUGUGGACGCGGCAGUGAAACUAGGGCGGCACCAUGCGAGGAAAACAUGCGGUAACUUCUGCUAAAAUACAACAAACUGCUUGUUGAAUUGAACACAUUGAAGCACCGAAAAAAAACAAGGACAGUUAUAUCUUUAAGUGCAGUUUUCAAUUUUCUUUCAACUGACACAAAAGAAUCUCAGUGUCUCUCGUGAUGUCAUGGGAGGGGGGUCUCAGACGGGAGGGGUCUCAGACGGGA